AUGCGUCUGCUCCUGCCCCUGUUCGCUUUCGUGCUGCUCUCCAGCUUGUGCCUCUGUGACAGCAAGGACACAGCAACCUCCAUCAAGCCUGCGACUUCGAAGAAGACAGAGAAAACGGAAAAACCAACUACUUCAAAGCCUUCUACUUCGAAGAAGACUGAAAAAACUGAAAAACCUACUUCUUCAAAGCCUUCUACUUCAAAGAAAACUGAAAAAACUACUACUCUAAAGCCUUCUACUUCGAAGAAGACUGAAAAACCAACUACUCCAAAGCCUUCUACUACGAAGAAGACAGAAAAACCAACAACUACUAGGCCUGCCACUUCCAAAAAGACGGAAAAAACGGAGAAAACAACUACCACUAAAGCCAGCACCACGACCACCACAGGUAAGACCACCACCACCACCCCGACUACUACUACCACCACCCCGACUACGACCACCACUGUCGCACCGCCCUGA
Messenger RNA from Cloeon dipterum, 462 nucleotides. RefSeq names its product salivary glue protein Sgs-3-like. Bases 1 to 462 code for a protein of 153 amino acids. The transcript has a single exon. NCBI's taxonomy places the organism in Eukaryota, Metazoa, Arthropoda, Insecta, Ephemeroptera, Baetidae. The record is from RefSeq and is a predicted model, not a curated record.